Clonostachys rhizophaga is the source of this 1597-nucleotide messenger RNA. Lineage: Eukaryota; Fungi; Ascomycota; Sordariomycetes; Hypocreales; Bionectriaceae. The record is from the annotation of a GenBank genome assembly.
AUGGAAGAUCUGAAUGUUUGCUCUCCAAUCGUUCCAGCUGGAUCUUCUAUUGGGAGCAGUAGAGAGGUUGAUGAGAGCCCUCCAGAUGCUUCCCUGCAGGAGGACCAGUACGGCCAUGUACACGGGGGCGCAUCAGAAUUUGCGUUCCUGCAGUUUGCCAAACAGAAAUUGGCAAGUGUGCCAUCCAUGUCCAUUGACUUCUGCGAUUACCCCCUCACCGCGCCUGCUGGACCCAGUGUCAUGCCUCCAAAGCAAAUAGGGGACUUGCUGCUUCAGACUUUUUUCAAUUUUGGUCUUUCUACAUCGCGCUUCAUCCAUCAGCCUAGUCUGACAGAAGACUAUGAGAAAUUAUAUGAUCCGGUAAGCAUCGCCGAACUUGGGACAGACAAGCUGGCACUUAUCUAUAUGGUCAUGGCCUUGGGUUCCCACUACUCGACUCUGCAAAAUAUGUGGUGUGGCUAUUCUGCCAGGUAUGCAAACCCUCGAACUGGAAAAGUUAGACAGUAAAGGGAAUGCUUGAUAUUAAUAUUCAUCAGCGUCCAGUUCUACCACAUGGCUGACCAGCAACUUCAGAAGAGAACUAGUCGGAUUUCAAUAUCCUCACUUCAAUCUCGGCUAUUGGUCACACAUUAUCUACUCAAUCAUUCCCGUAUGCACGAGGCGUGGUCUCUGUUUGGUGUCGUUGUUCGCCACGCUCAAGCACUGGGCCUUCACAGGAGAUCAGCAAGGGCGCCAGCAAAUUUGAUCGUACUGGAAACUCGAAAGAGGCUGUUCUGGGCCAUUUAUAUUCAUGACCGUAUUCUUAGCAGCAUAUUCGGCCGACCAUGCGCAUUGCAUGAUGGUGAUAUUGACCAGGAGGAAGUUACCCUGGCCAACGACGCCGAUAUCACCCCUACGGCCUGUCGAUCUUCCCCCAGGGACACAUUUUGUUCUACAGCGGCUCUCUUUCACUAUUCAAGGCUUGCUCGUAUUCUUGGAAUGAUUCUACGGCAGCUGUAUGGCCCAGAGUCUCGGAGCCACAGCAUUCAAGAGCUGCACAAGGUGGCGCUUACUUUUGAAUCAAAACUUGCCGCUUGGAAAAACGAUCUUCCAACCUAUCUCGACUACACAAAACUCCCCGCAUCAACAAUGUCAACUAUGACACAGCGCCAGACGUGCACUUUGAAAUUAACCUUCUCUCACGCAAGUCUAUUACUAUAUCGGCCGUUCAUCUUGUAUUCCCUUGAGGCAUCGGUGGAAAAGGCACCUAGCCUCCAAGGCUGGAUAAAGCGGUGUCACGACAGAUCCAUCGAUGCUGCGAACACAAUUGUUGCUGAGUGCAAAUACCUAGCGCAAAGGGGGCUCUUCUCUCGGGUCUUCUACUUGGUUACAUAUCUGCAAUUUGCGGCCAUCGGCACACUCUUCAUGUAUUGCCAUCUAUGGCCAAAUGCAUCCGAGGCGCGCGAGACGGCCGAAGAGGCAAGGAUGGCAUUCCCUUCUGGUGUGGAAGGUGACCUUGUUGGGCAACGGUACGUCGAGGUCUUGAACGAAUUGAGCAAGCUUACGUCUGUCUCGAGCAUGGACCAGGCUAGUGGCGACUUUGAAGGGGUCCAGUUGA